AUGAACUCAAAGAUGGAAAUAAAAUAUUUGCCCAGAGUUGACUUGGACAAGCAGCCUCAACACCAACUCGAGGCCGAUGCCCAAGUUUCUUUGGCGGAGUACCUCGAGGAUGGAGAGCCUGAAUGCCGUCGAGGCACCUUGAGCAGUCCCAGACCCACGUCCGCGGAAAGCGAACUGGAAAAAGAGCAGGGGCAACAAAUACGGGAUAGAUUCAGGCUGGUGAGUGCAGACAAUAAAAGCUUAAGUAAGAGAAGAAGGAUAAUCGCCGAUCUCAGUUUAGUCAUUGCCAUGCUGGGCUUGAGUCUCGCGAUUGCCGACUUGGAGCUCGACUGUAUACUUGCUUGGACUCAUAAGGAUGCCCCGACUAGAUGA
This is a messenger RNA of Protopolystoma xenopodis, 372 nucleotides long. The record is from the annotation of a GenBank genome assembly. NCBI's taxonomy places the organism in Eukaryota, Metazoa, Platyhelminthes, Monogenea, Polystomatidea, Polystomatidae.